CCUUCGAGUCUCGGGUUUUUUUAGAUAUGUUAUAUUUUUUCUACCUAUGCCCCUGUAUCAAAUACUCGGUCCUAGUUUUGUUUUUGUUCAACUUUUUCCCCUCCCUCUCACUGCCGGAAGCCGAGGCGGAUGCCGUCAACGCGAGGAAACUGAAAAGUAGCAGGGAAGAGCUCUACUUGGGGAUCGUGUACACGGAGGAGGAGGCGUGGGCGGGUGGGGGUGGGGGCUCGAUGGAGGAGAUGCUGCGGCCGAUCCUGAGCUCGUACGCGUCGCGGAGCCCCUCCGAGCUGCGCCUCCUCCCGAUCUUCUCGCCUCUCCCGCGGACGCUCAAGCUCUCCUGGGUGGAGAGCCUCCUCGAGGUCUGGCGCAACAAGAGCGUCCUCGGGGUCCUCCUCUUCGGCGCCGAGCACUCCGGCUUCGGCGUCACCCUCGCCGCCCAGUCCCUCAACAUCCCCGUCCUCUGGACCACCGGACAGGCCCUCAACGGAUACCUCGAAAAGACGAAGAUCGGGACGUGGGAGGUUCGGAUGUCGGCUGGCUCUGGGGAGCUCCUGGCCACUUUGAGAUCCUUCCUCAUCGUAACUCACUGGCACUCCUUCACCAUCAUCUCUACGAUCACCCCACUCUCCAACCCUCUGCUUUCUCUCCUUCGAAAACCACCUCUCCUCCCGACCAUCUUCCAACUACGCACCGAUGCUACGCAACAUGCAAUUUUUCGGGUCCUGACGGAGGUGUCCCGCUCGACGAAGGGCGUUGUGGUACUCAUCUGCAGCGAGCUCAUGACCAAGAGGAUCCUGGCCGAAUCCAAGCGGCUCAACAUGGCCGACGGCGACUUCGUCUGGAUCUGGGUCGACACCGCGGCCCGGGUCAGCCAUCCUCCUCUCUCUCCGUCCGCCUCCACCGCCUCCUCCGCCUCCGCCUCCUCGCCCUCGCGCCACACCGACUGUGAUACUCCCGCCGACAAAGUCAACGUCAUCCUCAAAGAGCCCCAGGCCAAGCGGAGCCGUCCCGCCGGAAACGGGAGCGGCCUAACCGGAAACGGAAGCGGCCACACCGGAAACGAGACCGGAAACUCGGCGGCACUUCCGCCGGAAGCUCCAGCGAUCGGAGCCCCGGAUCGAAACUUCACUGCCCCGCGCUCGCCGACGGAGCCUGUGUCGUUUGCUCACUCCUGGAAGAAGGAACAACGGAACGGAACCGCCAGGUCCAGGCGUUGGAUCCUCAACAGGAAACCCGAUAGCACCAAUAGUUUUUAUCCGUCUGUAAAUAAUCUAGCGAGCCAGUCCUUGGUGGACAAGAGGUUCAACUCGUCGGGGAGGAACGCGAGUCAGGGGCUCCCGGUCGGUCUCCUGGCCAUCCGACCGCUGCCCAUCAAAGUGAACCAGAUGUUCGUCGAGAACUGUUUCCGGUUGAUGGUGAGCAGUUUCUUCAGUUCCCUCGACGCUUGGUGCAACGCCUCCGCCAACGGUCCCAGCGUUCACACCUGUUGGCAGUCCACCAUCAAGCAACCAAACAGCAGUCUUUCUUACAAUUUCCUCAAUUUUUUUUACGGUAAUUUAAAGUCGCGAACACAGAGUGCUUUGCGAGGCUCAAACGACAAGUCGGUUAUUCUGGGAGACAAGAACAGCAUGGCUGCUCGCUUUCAAAUAUUGAACCUUGUGCCUGAACAGCCUGCUCAAUCCCUUGUCGACUCCAAUGAUACCGGUGAGACGAAGAAGUGGCGGGUGGUGGGAGAGAUGGUGGGGGACUCGGACAUCCGGUUGGACAGCCUGGUUUGGCCGGGUGGACAGCUCGUGCCCGACUCGACCGGGAAGGGAGCCAGGAGUGUGUUCAGGAUCGUCACGGCGAUAGCGCCCCCUUUCGUCAUGGAAGGUGAACUAGAUGAGGAUGGCCAGUGUUUGAGAGGGCUGGAAUGUCAUCGGAUCUUGACGUCGGACAAAGACAACCUGACGCUGGUGUUCAACGAGAUGGAGAGGAUCGAGGAGCAAGAGGAGCAGAUGGAUGAUAAGGAGAGGGAAAGACUCGAGAAGAUGCAGGAUAUCUGGGGAUUUCGCCAAAGCAACGUCUUCUCAAAUUCCAGGAAUAAGUACGUGACGAACUGUUGCUACGGAUUGACGAUGGAUUUGCUGGAAAACGUGGCCGAGGAGCUGGAGUUUGAUUUCCACCUCUACCUUGUCGCUGAUGGCUCUUACGGGACGAAGAUCAUGAAGGACGGGAACUCAGCUUGGAACGGGAUCGUCGGCGACCUCGUUUCCGGUGCAGCUCACAUGUCCUUCUCCGCCCUCAGCGUCAGUAGCGUCAGGGCGGAGGUGAUCGACUUCACAGCGCCGUAUUUUUUCAGCGGCGUGUCUCUGCUGGCGGCGCCCAAGCAGCGCAACGACAUUCCUCUCCUCGCCUUUCUGUUGCCUUUCAGCCCGGAGCUCUGGAUUGCGAUAUUCACCUCGCUCCACGUCACCGCGGUCGCCGUCGCCAUCUACGAGUGGCUCAGUCCCUUCGGCCUCAAUCCCUGGGGUCGGCAGCGCAGCAAAAAUUUCAGUAUGGCCUCGGCGUUGUGGGUAAUGUGGGGGCUGCUGUGCGGUCACCUGGUUCAAUUCAAGGCCCCCAAGUCUUGGCCCAACAAGUUCCUCAUCAAUGUCUGGGGAGGGUUCUCUGUCAUUUUCGUCGCCUCUUACACUGCCAACAUUGCCGCAUUGAUCGCUGGCUUGUUCUUCCAAGUAGCUGUCGGCGAUUAUCAUGAUCGAAAUCUUCUUUUGCAAAGGGUUGGUGCGCCGUGGGCUUCAGCUGCCGAUUACUAUGUCCGCCGCAAUAAUCCUCAACUUUGGGAGCACAUGCAGCGCUACGCGGUCAAAACUGUUGCAGAAGGCGUCCAUCAUCUAAAGAAUGGAAGUCUGGAUAUCCUCAUUGCGGACACCCCUAUUUUAGAUUACUACCGCGCUACCGACCAUGGCUGCAAAUUGCAAAAAAUAGGGGAUACCAUCAACGAGGAUACUUAUGCAGUGGGUAUGACGAAAGGAUUUCCACUCAAGGAUAGCGUUUCUGCUGUGAUAGCCAAGUAUUCAAGCAACGGAUACAUGGAUAUUUUGACUGAGAAAUGGUACGGAGGACUACCCUGCUUUAAGCUGGCGUCGGAUAUGGCUCAGCCUCGACCACUGGGCAUAGCUGCCGUUGCAGGCGUCUUCCUGCUUUUGGGACUGGGUAUGGCCGUCGGCUGUGUAAUUUUAUUCAUAGAGCAUCUUUUUUAUAAGCACACAUUGCCUAUUCUUCGACAAAAACCCAAAGGAACAAUUUGGCGAAGUAGGAACAUUAUGUUUUUUAGUCAAAAACUUUAUAGGUUUAUCAAUUGCGUGGAGCUAGUUUCACCUCAUCACGCGGCGAGGGAGUUGGUCCACACUCUACGGCAAGGACAAAUCACGAGCCUCUUCCAAAAAAGCGUCAGACGAAAGGAACACGAGCAAAGAACGAGGCGCAAAAGCAAAGGACAAUUUUUUGAAAUGAUUCAAGAAAUCCGGAGGGUUCAGCAAGAAGAAAGGAAAGAUUAUGACGGCCCGGGACACAACAAAAGUAGUCCGAAGAAGAAGCAUAAAAGAUUAAAUAACAACAAUCGAAGUCCCCAGCUUCUGUUAAGUCCACCAGAUUUGAUGAAGCAGCAAAGAAGAUUAUCACCUAGCAGGUUGGACAUGGCGCGUCGGCUGAGCAAGGACUUCUUCCGCUCGAAGAGUUCCGGGAACCUGACGGUGCGGCGACUGAGCUCGGACAUGGGGGUGGCUGGCGUAGGCGGAGGUGGCGCGGCGGGCGGGGGCGGGAAGCUGUUGGAGUGCCAGAUGUCGGCCGUCGGGCGGCGGCUGAGCCACGGCUACGAGGAGAACUCCCCGCCGGACCUCAACUCCCGCCGCUCCAGCCAGCGGAUCGGCGAGUCCUCGGCCAACGUCAGCCCCCAAGGCUCCACCACCCUCCCGGAGGCCCCGCCCCCGGAGCCCGAGGCCCCGCGCAGCCCCAACCUCCUCUCGCCCGGCUUCUACUUCGGAUCCAAGCUCCCGCCGGAACCCCCGAGAUCCCCUCGUGAGGUGGGUCCGGUGGCGGCGCGGCGCUUCACCUACGACGUGAGCUCCCCGAACUUCACGAAGAAGUUCCCGACGCGAGCGGCGAGCGACGCCGCGGAAACCCCCAAAGUUGUGAUUAACUGUGAUAGUAGCGAUAAAGUGAGGAGCCGCCCGGAGGCGGAGCGCGGGGUGCUCCAGGAGGGAGCCGAAGGCGAGACGAGCCUGGACCGGAACAACUGGUCCAACGUCUCGGACAAGUCCACGGAGCACAUGAUCAAGAUCUUCAUCCCGGCGGGGACGAGGACGGAGGUGGAGAUCCCGGAGGAGGGCCAGAGGUCGCCGCCGGCGGAGGAGUCGACCAAGCCGAAGAUCGUGUCCUACGUCCCGAAGAGGGUGACGCGGAGCACGGAGACGGAGGCCGGCGGCUCCCUGGAGCGGCUCUCCAAGGAGGAGCUCGUGGCGCUGUGCCAGCUCUCCGAGUCGGAGCUCAAGAGCAAGCUCUACAAGGCGCUCAAGAGCAAGGGCCCGACCUGAGGGCCCCCGGGCCUCGUGGCCGGCACUUGAGUAGCUUCCGAGAGGUUUCGUCUCGGACUUGCGGACGUGAGAUGAUUCCCGUAGAUGAUUUCCAUGCUUCCGUCGCUGUCGGCGAGGGCGAGGCGACAACGAACUAGAGUCCCUUUAUACCCAGAGUUAAGACAACUCGAUUAUCAGCUGACUGGCAGCCGGCCUUGGCUGGCCAUGGAGGCCGAAACGAGU
Molecule: messenger RNA, 4796 nt
Organism: Bemisia tabaci
Lineage: Eukaryota; Metazoa; Arthropoda; Insecta; Hemiptera; Aleyrodidae
Source: RefSeq, a predicted model, not a curated record